This is a messenger RNA of Eutrema salsugineum, 1389 nucleotides long. RefSeq lists its product as uncharacterized. NCBI's taxonomy places the organism in Eukaryota, Viridiplantae, Streptophyta, Magnoliopsida, Brassicales, Brassicaceae. The record is from RefSeq and is a predicted model, not a curated record. Bases 1 to 1389 code for a protein of 462 amino acids. Gene Ontology annotation, molecular function: nucleic acid binding; RNA-DNA hybrid ribonuclease activity. The transcript has a single exon.
AUGGCUGCGAAACCGCUCCUCAAAAUGGGUCUCAGGAAGACUAUUGGAUUGGGUCUGAAUACGAGAGUCUGGAGCGAACCGUGGAUUCCAGACACUAGAGCUCGGCCACCUAGAGCCUCCCUGCAGAUCGGGUUUCAAGACCCAGGAUUAUUGGUUUACUCCUUCAUACGCCAAGAUACGAAACAAUGGAAUAUCCCCCUUUUACAUGAAUUCUUCCAACCUGAGGAUGUCUCCCUCAUUCUCGGGUUGAGACCUAGCCGAAAUCGUAUGUUGGAUGGAUAUGCAUGGAAUCAUUCCAAAUCAGGAAUCUACUCAGUUAAAUCGGGGUAUGACCUAAUUAGAAGGACAAAACUAGAACAGGAAGCCGUUGGUGUUAGAGAGCCAAGUAUCACACCACUGCUAAGAUAUGUAUGGAAAAUCCGCGCCCCCGGAAAAAUGAAACAUUUCCUAUGGCAAUCACUAUCCGGAUGUGUGGCCACUUGUCAGAACCUAACCUUCAGACACCUGGGAUCGGACUCGCGGUGCCCUCGUUGCGGGGACCCUGAAGAGUCCAUAAACCAUCUCCUGUUUUUAUGUCCCCCGGCCUUACAAGUCUGGGCGUUAUCGGACUUCCCGUCCCUUCCGGGCUUCUUCCCGAGUACCUCUAUUUACCAGAAUAUGAGCUUUCUCUUUUGGAAAACAAAAGAGUUAGGCAUGACAGAUCCACACAAGGAUUUAUAUCCGUGGAUCCUCUGGUACAUUUGGAAAGCCAGAAACGACAAGAUUUUCAACGGGAAAGAAAUUUCCUCGGAAGAUACCUUGAUUCAUGCUAGAGUGGAAGCGGAAAGCUGGAGAAUCGCUAACCGAUCAGAAGAAGACGACGUGGAGUUUGAAAGCUGUGUUCCCCAAUCCUCCCCACCGAGACACCCUACCGAGUUCCGGCGCUCUCCGUUAUGCCGUGUUGAUGCCUCCUGGAUCGAUCACGGUUCGGUGAGCGGACUCGGUUGGUGUUUCUUGGAUGUCAUCGGAAAUGAGACAGUAGGAGCCCAGGGAUGUCGAAGAAGCCUUUCCGCUCUUCACGCCGAGAUGGAUUGCCUCCUUUGGGCUAUGUCUAGCCUGAGAGAAAGAGGAAAUCUUUCAGUUCACUUUCAAUCCGACUGUUCGGACCUUGUGAGCAUGGUUGGUUCACCAGCAGAUUGGCCGUCUUUUCAAACUGAGUUGGAAUCCUUCAGUAUCCUCCGGGAGAGCUAUUUAGACUUCACCUUAUCAAAUAUUCCCAGAGAUCAAAAUGUCCGGGCGGAUAGUCUUGCGAAAGGAGCCCGUGCCAGAGGCCUUAUUUUUUCCCAAAUCAUUCAUACCGAGCUAGUCGACGAUGGUUCUCGGAUCAUUUUCCCGACUGGACACAUGUGA